Megalobrama amblycephala (Wuchang bream) is the source of this 8477-nucleotide messenger RNA. Its product is annotated as probable polyketide synthase 16. The record is from RefSeq and is a predicted model, not a curated record. The transcript is spliced from 6 exons. Gene Ontology annotation, molecular function: fatty acid synthase activity; 3-oxoacyl-[acyl-carrier-protein] synthase activity; phosphopantetheine binding. NCBI's taxonomy places the organism in Eukaryota, Metazoa, Chordata, Actinopteri, Cypriniformes, Xenocyprididae. The coding region runs from base 706 to 7044 and encodes 2112 amino acids. Gene Ontology annotation, biological process: fatty acid biosynthetic process.
GGGAUUUUCUUAAGAAAUUAUUUCAUGAGUUUACAGGAAGCCUCCUUCAAAAAGCCUUAAAAACAGGUAAUGAUUUCCAGCUAAAUAAAAUGUUGUACUGGGCAAUACUAGUCAACACUAGCCAAUCAUUACCUUUAACUUAAUAAAUACUGGGUAGACUGAGCCUCAUGUAAGCAUUUUCAACAAGACAGGAUUCAACAUGAGCAUCCAGGCAAGUCAAUGUUUUUCAUUUAAUUUGCUUUACAUUUUUUUUCAUUUUUUGAGCCAAAAUUGGAAAAAAAAAUAAUACAAAAGAAAAACAAUUUAAUAAAAGAAAAUUAUAGACAGUUUCUUAAAACAAAUAUAAAAACUUAGAAAAAUAAUUUUCAUAUACAGUGAAAUCUAUAUGUACUUUUAAAAUGUUUAUUUAUCUUAGCUAUAUUUCAAAUUAGAUUCCAUAUUUUAUCAGAUUCUCAGAUUGUCUCUACACAAUACAGGACAUUUUUUUCUGGUUGACCAGUAAUAAUUGUCCAUUCUGUAUCAACUCAACCAGAGAUCGCUGGCUAAAAAUGAUUUUUUUUCACCUUUAUUUAAUUUUUUUUCAGCUGAAAGAAAGCUAAAAUAUUUAAUGCCAUGGAUGAAUAUUUAGUUAACUGCCUCAGUGUCUGUUUUUGCUAUCUAGAUUGUAAAAUCAAAUGUAUUUGCACAUUCGGCAUAUGAAACAUAAUGGAUGAUGAUACAGAAAUCGCUGUUGUUGGCAUUGGAUGCCAUUUUCCUGGAGGUGAAGGACUUGAAAACUUCUGGCAAGUCCUCCUUCAUGGAGAGAACUGUGCAGUUCAGAUACCAAACGACAGGUUUAAUCUCUCUCAAUGGUAUGAUCCAAAUGAGAGUAAGGCAGGAAAGACACACACAGCAAAGGCAGCACUUAUUGAUGGCUUCAAUGAGUUUGACCACAAGUUCUUCGGCAUCACUAAUGCUGAAACAAUCACCAUGGACCCUCAGCACAAACUUCUGUUGCAGUGCACCUACAGGGCCCUAGAGGAUGCUGGGAUACCAAUGGAAAAGGCCAGUGGAACGCGAACAGGAGUAUUUAUGGGCCUAAUGAACAGAGAGUUUGAGCUGGCAAAUGUGAGGAUGAAUCCAAAACACAUAGACCACACCAACGCCACUGGUGCUGCUAUGAGUAUAGCUGCCAACCGCAUCUCAUACGUAUUCAACUUCACUGGCCCCUCACUGUCCAUUGACUGUGCCUGCUCCUCAUCCCUCGUUGCCCUUCACUUAGCUUGUCAAGCCAUAAAACAAGGAGAUUGUGAUAUGGCCUUGUGUGGUGGUGUGUCCUGUAUAUUGGAGCCGACACUUUUUGUGACUCUCUCCAAGGCAAAAAUGAUCUCCUCUGAUGGAACAAGUAAACCUUUCAGCAGCAAAGCAGACGGAUAUGGCAGAGGUGAAGGAUGUGGGGUUGUUCUAUUAAAGCCUCUGAAAAAACUAAAUACAAAGAUUGCUUUUGAAGACCAUGAUCACAUUUGGGGCAUCAUCAGCAAAACUGCAGUAAAUCAAGAUGGCCACACCGUUAGUCCAAUCACCAAACCAUCCAUGGUACAGCAGGAGGAGCUGCUUAGAAAAAUCUACUCAACAGAGACUGACCUGACUAGUGUCCAGUACAUUGAGGCUCAUGGGACUGGGACUCCAAUUGGAGAUCCAAUAGAGGCAGGUAGCAUCUCAAAAGUCAUUGCCAAAUCAAGACCUCAAAAGUCAGGGCCACUUAUUAUUGGUUCAGUUAAGAGCAAUAUUGGACACACAGAAUCUGCCGCAGGUGUUGCAGGGCUCAUAAAGGUUUUAUUGAUGAUGCAGCAUGAAACCAUUGUGCCAUCAUUGUUCUACUCCAUUGAAAACUCCAGCAUAGACACUGAAUCUCUCAAUAUGAAAAUCCCCACCGCAGCAGAAAAAUGGAUCAGUAACUGCAGAGCAGAGAGAUCUGCAGGAAUCAAUAACUUUGGUUUUGGUGGAACAAAUGCACAUGCAAUUGUCAGACAAUAUGUGCAGUCAAAAAAGCCAAAAGCUCAGCUGAUCAGCAAAUCCCGUCAGUAUUUUGUGGUCUCUGCAGCCUCAGAAAAAUCCAUGAAAAAUAUGAUUGAAGAUACGGCAGAACAGAUCAGUGCAGGGAAAAUAUCAGAUCUACAGUCUUUACUGUACACAUCCGCAUGUAGAAGAAGUCACUUUAAACACAAAUACAGAAAAGUAUUUCAAACAUCAUCAUUGGCAGAUCUGCAAGAUAAACUUUCUUCUGUUGUAAAUAAGAAGCUUGUACCUUCAAAGACAGACUCCAAGCUAGUUUUUGUGUUUUGUGGCAAUGGUGUUACAUAUCAGGGUAUGUGCAAGCAGCUCUUAAAACAAGAGCCAGUUUUCAGAGAGGAAAUUGUGAAGAUUGAAACUCUGUUCAAAAGCUAUAAAAGUUUGAAUCUGAUAGAGAUGCUGGAGAGUGAAUCUGAGAAAAGUACAGAGCUGUCUGAUCCAAAAAUUGUCCAGCCUCUUCUGUUUGCUAUUCAGGUUGCUGUUGCCAAACUUCUGAAACACUGGGGCAUCAGUCCUAAUGCUGUUUUGGGGCAUUCUAUUGGAGAAGUUGCUGCAGCUCAUUGUUCUGGUUUGCUGUCACUUGAAGAUGCAGUGAAAGUCAUCCACUAUCGCAGUUCUUUGCAAAGCACUGUGACUGGAGGAAAGAUGCUGGUAGUCAGUAAUAUGGCUGUUUCUGAAGUCUUGAAAAUUCUUCCAUCUCAUUCAGGAAGGGUUUGUCUAGCUGCUUAUAACAGCCCUCAGUCAUGCACCCUCGCAGGAGAUGCAGAUGACAUUGACAUGUUGCAAAAGAAUUUGAUCAACUCAGCCAGUGGAAAAGAUUUGUUCCUUCACAUUUUAGAUGUACCUGCAGCAUACCACAGUCACAAGAUGGAUCCCAUUUUAUCCAAAGUGAAACAGAGUAUAGGCUCAUUGCAGGCACAUAAUUUGGAGGCGGAACUGUUCUCAACAGUGACAGGUGUUACUUUGUGCUCCUCAGAUUUUACUACUGGUGAAUAUUGGGCAAAGAAUAUCAGAGAACCAGUUGAAUUUGAAAAAGCUGUAAAGUCUGCAGCUAAAAAUAAAAGGAAUGUGAUAUUUGUUGAAAUUGGUCCAAGAAGAUCUUUGCAGAGGUACAUCACUGAGACUCUGGGAAAUGAAUUCACUGUGAUUCCCUCAGUGCAGCCAGAUAAAGAUCACGAGACAAUGCUUGCAGCUGUUUCCAAACUGUUUGAGCUUGGGGUCAAAGUGGACUGGGAAAAAUUCUUCAAAGGUUUUGAGACUGUGCCAAUUCCCUACCCACGAUACCAGUUUGAUGAUGUGAAGAGAGAUGUCUUUGCUUCAAAUUUGCAGUUGAUCAGUCCCACUGGCAACCAUCCAGUAGUUACACAAAUUGGUACAGACAGUUCAGUGUUCAGCUGUGAUUUAUCCUCUGAUUCAAUGGCCUUCCUAAAGGACCACAAGCACAGUGGGGUUGCCAUCAUUCCUGGGGCAUUUUAUGCAGAGUUAGGUUUAGCAGCUUACAUGGCAUAUGCAAAACCUAAGGUUCCAUUAAGUUCUCUGCAGCUCAGCAUAACAUUCCAGAGUCCAUUCGUUUUCACCCAGAAUGCCCCAGAUAUAAAAAUACAGCUGGAUCAUUCAGACCAUUUGACUGAUAACUCAUGUAACUUCAAAAUACAGUCUACAUCUGCAGUCUAUGCAUUUGGCACAGUAGAAGCAAAACCAGGUAGAAGUCCUGAAGAACAGUUCAUUUCAUUAGACUGUAUUUCUAAAAGAUGCACAUUCCACAUGAGUACUGAAGAACUCUACAAACUUCUAAGUCAAGCAGGAUUUGAGUAUGGGUCUGUCUUCAGAAAUAAGGCAGAUGUUUACUGUGGGGAAGAAUUUAGAGAGGCUAUAUCUGUUGUGAAGGUCCCAAAGGAAAUACUGCCUCAGUUACAUGACUAUCACCUUCACCCUGUGGUCUUGGAUUACGUCAUGCAACUUGUUCUUGCAACUAUAGGGGGUGUAUCAACAAGACCCCAAUAUCCUGUGCAAAUAGGACGCCUGACUGUAUUUGAACCAUUGCAAGAGGAGAUGGUUGUAUAUCUGAGAGCAGUACAUGUGGGAGAAGAUGAUUUUGACAUUUGUGGCUGCUUAGCCAACAAACAGGGUAGGGUUUUAGUUGAACUGAAGCAUGUGAAGGUUAAAAUGCUAGGAAGUCAUCCCCAAGUAGUCAAGGAGUACUUCUUUCACAACAAUUUCAGUAUCAUCUCUGAAGUUGCCACUCUUGAUACACAGAUUAAGGCACUGGUCUUUUCUGACCAGAAGGGAAUUUGUAAAUCUUUGCAACAGUACUUGGACCCAACAUCUAGAUAUGUGUCUUCUUCAAGUGGUAACAUACUGUUAGAAGAUGGAGUUGAACUUCUUUUGUCAAAACUGAAAAUUUCAAGUGUAAAGAAAAACUUCCAGGAAAUUUUGUUCAUGUUGGGUGAUGCAGACCUAACCUCGUGCAAAUCAGAGAAGAUCUUGGACUGUAUGGUGGGGUGUUGUGAGAUUUUCCGAAAGCUUGUCAGAUAUCUCAAGGCAUUACGUUUCCCAGGUGAUAUCAGAGUAAUAACCUAUAGGUGCUCUGAGAGCUUAGUGGACCACAUAAACCCUGGGUUUGUUCUGUCAGGCAUGACAAGAGCAUGUGCAGCUGAAUUGUCAGAACUUUCCUUCCAGCUGAUUGACAUGGGCUCUGCCACUUUUGAAGACAUCAAAGCUUUGGUUCAGGUCCUCAGGUCUUACCCCUGUAACAAAUAUCCAGAGCUAGUAUUGAAGGAGGGCAAAAUUCUCAAACCUGAAGUCACCCACACACCUUUGCCAACCAUGGCAAUCUCUUCAAGGAACCUCCACAUGGUGGAUGAAGUCUUCAACUUGCAAACAUCUGACCCAUAUAUAAUGACAAAUCUGUCAGCAACUCAAAUGGAUAAAUCCAUUGAACUGAUUCAAGGAAAAAAUAUUGAGCUUCAUCUCAGUAAAAUUUGUGUUCAUUCAUCAGAUUACUUUCCAGUCAGCAUUUCAGGCCUGAAUUAUGGUCAGACAUUGUACUGGAAUAAGCACACAACUGGAAACCAUAAGCUCUUAGCCCUUGACUUCAGUGGCAUUGUCACAGCUGUGGGUAAAGAUGUCAGCAAAUUUAAAGUUGGAGAUUGUGUUGUGUCUUGUUACCCUGUGACUGCCACCUCUAAAGUAGUUCUCCCAGCAGCCGUUUGCUGCAAAGCAAAAAGACUUUCAUUCCUGAAUGACAUACCUUGUGUCUCUUAUAUGGUACUGGCUUGGGAGAUCUUCCAUGAGGCUUUACCCAAAGCUAAACAGCAAUGGAAAUUGGGUAUUUUCUCCACUGUUCCUGACUCAGCUUUGAUUAAUGUGUUAAUUGCUAUUGCAAACAGAUCAGGCUGGAAUGUCAGCGUGAGCGCGGAGGCUGAUCAGCUGUCUUGUGAUUUUAGUGAGGUUGUGGGAGCUGUACUUCUACCUCCUUAUAAUGUAGAAACCACUAAAAUAGCUAGCAGUGUUAGAGGCAUCAAAGACAUUGUUCUUAUCUAUGACAACCAGACAGAAUUUCCAUUCAAUACUACAACAUUCCAAGGUACAAAUGAGGAAGUCCGCUUCCAUGCCCUUCUCAUGUCCCAAAUAAUGCAAAAAGGCUCUCUGCAAAUGCAAAUGCCACACAUCUAUCAUUGGCUGAAAUCCAUGCAUUUGGACAGAAAGUCCUUGUCUUUGGACGCAACAGCUGUUCAAAGAGUAAAAUCUCAAGACACUGAUCUUCUGUCUGUAAAAGAAUCUGAAUCAUACUUCAGAUGCCAGAUCCUACCCAUUAUCAUCCUGAACAGUGUAGACAAGAACCAGCUGUCUGACAUUCCAGUGAUGUCCAAACACAGUCUAUUCAUGACAAAUUCAGUCUAUAUUGUCACAGGUGGUCUAACAGGGUUGGGCUUUGAGACAGUAAAGUUCAUUGCUCAGAAAGGAGGAGGGAACAUUGUCAUUCUGUCUAGAAGAAAUCCAGACCCUCAGAUGCAACAAGAGUUAAGUCAAUUCAGUAGCCGUUGGGGUUCUGUCAUUAAGUGUCUGCCGUGUGAUGUUUCUGUAUCUAAGCAAGUGGACCAGACAAUUGUAAAUAUUGGAAAACUAUUUCCAUCCAGUCCCAUCAAAGGGAUAUUUCACAGUGCGGUUGUCCUGCAUGAUGGGUUGAUUGAACAUCUUGACAAAUCUCUUUAUGAGAAAGUUAUGAGGCCAAAAGUAAAUGGAGUGAUUAACCUUCAUCGUGCUACCAUACAGUGCAAUCUGGAUUAUUUUGUGUGCUAUUCCUCCAUCUCUGCCUUCGUUGGCAAUGCCUCACAAACUAAUUAUGCUGCGGCUAAUACAUUCAUGGACAUUUUCUGUCAGUACCGCAGAAACAUUGGGCUUUCUGGACAGUCUAUUAAUUGGGGAGCUAUGAAUCUUGGUCUUUUGUUGAACAAAGUCCAAGUCCAAAGAUUUCUGGAGGCAAAGGGAAUUAUGCUUUUGGAAAUUCCAGAAAUCCAUGAAAGUCUUGAGCAGUGCCUCUUGAUCAACAAACCUCAACAGGUUGUAUGCAAAUUCAACUUUAAAAACAACAUUCUCAGUCAGAACAAAACACUAGUUGCAGUUGUUCACAAGUUGCGGUUGUUUAAAAUAGGACAUGAAGCUAUUAGUAAAACUGGAGUGGAUGUAUCUAGACCUGAACAACCCAAGAAAUCAUCCUCACCACGUGAUUAUCUGAAUUUCAUGAUUAGUGAAACAACUGGUAUUGACAUGGAUGAGCUGAAUGAUGAUGUUCAUCUUUUCGAUUUAGGCAUUGACUCAAUGUUAGCUAUGACUCUGCAGAAUCGUAUUUUAGAUGAUAGAGGUGUGAAUGUCCCUCUAGUGACUCUGCUGGAUCCAAAUAGCACACUCACAACUCUCAUUAAAAUCCUGGAGGAGAACUGUGUAGACGGAUAUCAGGGUGAAGAUGAGGGCAGUUCCACAUACUUGUGAUUUGUAAUUUGUAUUUCUUUGAAGCACAAGGACUCUGUUGGAAAGUCAAGACAUUUUGAUGUGAAAUGGGGUAUAUUUAGUAAUAUAGUAUGAUUAAACAUUGCAAUUAACUCAAAUUCAUAUAUCUUAAAAGGUUAAUAUAAAUUUCCCUCCUGCCUAUUGAAAUAUUGACAUAGAGAGGCAACUCUGUCUAACUAACUACUCUGUGUUAACACCACAUAUCAUUAACGUAGCAGAUUGCAGACUUAACAUCUUUUGUCAUUGUUUUAAUUUUAUUUUUGUUCUUGAGAUUACACUAGGUUUAAACACACAUUGAGCACUUCAUUUCGGUUUGUAAAAUUGCCUUCUAUUUUAAUGUACUUGAAGCAAAUGAUUUUAAUGUAAUGAAUCAAAGCUGUAUGAGUAAAUAAUUUUAUACUUAUAAAUGAUCAUAUCAUACUGACAUCUAAUUUUGCACUACUAAUUCAACAUUUGAUUUGUAAAUUAUCACAAUGAAAGGAAUAAACUGUAAAAUAUUGUUGUGAUUGGGAAUCAGAUGUGACUGUAAUAGUAUAUGAUGUGUGGGUAUAUAUACAUCAACCUUGUUAUCCAAGGCAAAUAUUUGAGAAAUAAAGAUUGUAAUGUUACAAAAAAUGUAAUGUUACAUUUUCAUUGUAUUCAUGAUUUUUAUGUAUUUUCACAGCUCUCUGUAUACCUAGUUCUGGGCCCUGUUCUUUGGAUGUGGAUUACUCAGUUAUCUGGAUUUUACUGUUGACAAUUUGACAUGAUCCAGGAUUAUUAGGUUCUUCAAAGCUCAUCAUGGAGUUAGUGUCAUAGCAACAGUGUUAGGUUGUUAGGUUCUUCGAAGCUCAUCAUUGCAUAAACCAAUUUUAAUUUUCCCUUAAGAUCACCCUUAUGUUUCCCUUAAACUUAAGUGAGUUGCAGAAAAUAGGGUAUCUUUAGGUGAAACAUCAUAAACCCUAAGAAUUUUCCUUAAGAAUCUAUUUUUUCACUUAAGUAAUCCCUUAAAAAAGAUAAGUGUUGCAUGAAACUUUAACCCUUUAACUGCCAUGUUCCUAAUUAGCACAAAAGGUUUGGAAAAUUUCACUUUAAGUUUUAAAUGACGUGAGCUGGUUUAAUCCAAGUCUUCUAACGAGACACGAUCGGCUGCUUUAUAUGAUAAACAAAUUUUAAUUUAGACAUUUAUUCACAUAAACAUUGAUCAAAAUAUAUUUGUAACACAUAUAUUAUAUGGGCAAUAGAAGCGCAAACGUGUGCAUCACAUGCAAGAACAAACCUCAUUGGUUCUUGUGCUUUUGUGCACGUUUGAGCUUCUGAAACGGCCUGAAUCAUAUGCAUUACUUUAUUGUCUUUCAAUGAAUGGACAUAAAUGAUGAGAGAAUAUUAAGAUAUUUUUGUUGAAAUUCGAUGGCUCAGUUAGGCCUGCAUAGCCA